This is a messenger RNA of Oppia nitens, 360 nucleotides long. RefSeq lists its product as uncharacterized. The coding region runs from base 1 to 360 and encodes 119 amino acids. The transcript has 3 exons. The record is from RefSeq and is a predicted model, not a curated record. Lineage: Eukaryota; Metazoa; Arthropoda; Arachnida; Sarcoptiformes; Oppiidae.
AUGGUUUUUAUGGGAAAACACUUUUAUAGAUUAAUUACAAUAUCAACAAUAUUAGUGGCCGUUGUCUUACUCAACAAAGCAAUGGCCAAACCAGUGAAAGAUGAAAAUAAACGUGAAAAAAGAAGUGGAAUAUCAGAUCAAAGACUCGCCGAAUUGGAAACACUUCUCGAACUGAAGAGAUUGAGAGAAAACUUAAGGACUCGUACACCAGUUGCUUAUGGACUCAUAGAUCCGGCAAAGAUUGGGAGAAGACGUAAACGCGACCAUUAUUUUCAAACUAAUAAUUUCGAUAAACUGUUGGCCAGAGAUAAGGACAGUAGUGUAUGGGAGACAUCGUUGAUCAAUGCAAUCACUAACUAA